This is a messenger RNA of Aethalodelphis obliquidens (Pacific white-sided dolphin), 2876 nucleotides long. Its product is annotated as zinc finger protein 77-like. Bases 1113 to 2516 code for a protein of 467 amino acids. NCBI's taxonomy places the organism in Eukaryota, Metazoa, Chordata, Mammalia, Artiodactyla, Delphinidae. Gene Ontology annotation, biological process: regulation of DNA-templated transcription. The transcript is spliced from 4 exons. The record is from RefSeq and is a predicted model, not a curated record.
AAAUGGGUAAUUGUGAACACUGGGUCAAGCCAGUGUCAAAUAAAAAUCCAAAUUUCCUAAAGGCAGACUUUCAUUCAAAUGAUUUCCUGCAGGGGAGAAGGGUCUGCUGCACGAGGCACAGGGGGCUUUGCAGGAAGGGGGACAUCUGACCCCAAGAUCUGCAAGUGUCUCAAGAGUUGGGCAAAGAGUUUCUUUCACACAGAGGCUUAAACAACACCAGGAGGGACCAGGUGUGAUGCUCGGAUAGCAGAUCCCUGAGGCCAGCCUGUCCUUAGGGAUCUGUCGGCUGGCUGCGGUGAGGCCAGGUCAGGGGGAAGGAGAGGAGCUGAACCAGAGUUUGGCCAACAAGCAUUUGUUCUGUUUGGUUAGUGGGGGGAACAGUUCUGCUAAUCACUGAUGAGGUGGAGAUGGGGCUCUGAGGGGACUGCGUCUGGCCUUGUCCUGGAUUAACAAGGGGCCUCCGUGUGAGUCUUAUCUGAGUCAGGUGGGGCACGGGGGUGGUUUCUCGCAGCCUGCCGUUUUCCAGAAGACCAAAGGGUGGGGGUUCCUUUCACCUCCCAUCGAAGUUUCCAGGAGCACAGGGCUCAGGGAGGGUUCAGCAUUGUCCCCUGACACCUGUGAGCAGCCUCCUCUGGGUCCAGCUCAGCACUAAUAGCUUCCCCUGAUCCAGCUUCUGGUUUCAGCAAGUGUAAAAUUCCGCAUUCUUUCUGCCUGGUUUCUUCUCCUUAGUGAGGGUAGUAAGCAUCUCAGGUCUUUGUCCUUUCCUGCUGACUUGUAUUAUUCUGGGCCUUUGGGCCUUAACCAGAGAUGCCUCUGGGGAGAAGUGUCUCAGUACAGAAAAUGUUUUCUCUUCCAUUAGAAUUUCAGGAAAUACAGGCAGUCCCACCCCUUCAUGUGAAAUGGGUGGAGAGAUGGAUUUAAAAGAUUCAGAGAAACUGUAAUGACUCUUCCAUGCAAAGUGCAGAGUUCUGACACUGACUGAAUCUGGUCCACUAACUGUUAUUACCUGGACAACAGAGGACUCGGUGGUCUUUGAGGACGUGGCUGUGAACUUCACCGUGGAGGAGUGGGCUUUGCUGGACCUGGCUCAGAGGAAGCUCUACAGAGACGUGAUGCUGGAGACCUUCAGGAACCUGGCCUCCGUGGGUUCUUGCCCUCAAGUUAAAACCAGUGGAUCAAGUCCUCAGUGGGAUAUUUUGGAGAAUGAACUAUGCAGUGAAAAGAAAAUAGUAAGAUGCACAAGAAAUGAUUCCUGUUCUGUUUUUGGAGAAAACUGGAUAUUUCAUAACAUCCGAGGUCACCAAACUCAGGAGAGGGAUUUCAGAAAUGGUUUGGUGGAGCAUCUCUGCAAAGGUAAUGAAGGUCAUCAAUGUGGAGAAACCCUGAACCAGAUUACACGUCUUACUGUGUAUAAGGGUUAUCCGACUGGAAUUCAGCCCUAUAAAUGCACUAAGUGUGGAAAAGCUUUCAGGGAUUGUUCUUUCCAGAAGAAUCAGCAAAGAUCUCACCCUGGACACAAACCUUAUCCAUGUGAAGAACGUGGGGAAGCCUGCAGCUGUGUCUCGUGCCUAAAUCCUCCUGGGGAAACACACAUUGUAGAGAAACUGGAAAAACAUCAGGAUGCUGGGAGAGCAUCUAAGAGAUAUGUGAAGAGUGGCAGUAGUAAACAGUCUUUAGAGUGUAAGAAGUCUGGAAAAGCUCUCACUUGUCCCUCAUCCUUUAAGGGACGUGAGAGAGGUCACCAUCGACAGAAAAUCCAUGUGUGUAAAGUAUGUGGGAAAUCCUUUAUGUAUUAUUCCUACCUUGCACGGCAUGUGAGAACUCACACUGGAGAGAAGCCCUAUGAAUGUAAGGAAUGUGAGAAAACCUUCCGAUAUCCUGCAUCCCUGGGAGGACAUGUGACAAUGCACACUGGAGAGAAACCUUACGUGUGUAAGGAAUGUGGGAAAACCUUCAGUUGUCCCAAAUACUUCAGAAGACACGUGAAAACACACAGUGGCAUGAAACCCUAUGAAUGUAUGGAAUGCGGCAAAGCCUACAGUUGCUCCUCAUCCCUUCGAGAACACGCACGAACACACAGCGAAGAGAAACCCUAUGAAUGUCAGCACUGUGGGAAAGCCUUCAGGCAUCAGCGAUAUUUUAAAAAGCAUGUUAGAAUGCACAGCGGAGUGAAACCCUAUGAAUGUAUGGAAUGCGGGAAAGCCUACAGUUGUUCCACAUCCCUCCGGGAGCAUGAGAGAACGCACACUGGGGAGAGGCCCUUCGAAUGCCAGCACUGCAGGAAAGCCUUCACUCGCCACGCCUCCCUUCGAGGACACAUGAGAACGCACAGUGGGGAGAGAGCCUACAGAUGUACACAGUGUGGGAAAGCUUUCUGUUGGCCCUCGUCCUUACGAAAGCACGUAAGAAUGCACAGUGAGGAGAAGCCCUAUGAAUGUCAGCAAUGUGGGAAAGCCUUCUGGUACCCCGCAAACCUGCGAGGACACAUGAGGAUACAUGCUGGGGAGAAACUCUGAAUCCAAGGACCGUGGGAGAGACUUCAUUCUCUCUUCAAACUUGUAAUGUGAGCAGCACACUGUAGAGAAAAACUUAUGAAAGGGAAAACGUGGGAAAACCUUCAGCACUUCACUUACUUUGUACAUGAAAACUCAGAGCACAAUAGAAAUCUUUUAACAGAGAUAAAUAUGGUUUUGCCUUGGUAAGUGCCUCAUCCUGAAUAGGGAUCCCAGUGUAUUAAUUUCUAGCUCAUAUUGCUGAUCUGAAUACUGAAGAUAAUAACUAUCUCUCUAUGUCUACUUCAUCUGUACUACUUAUAUUUUGUUAUCUCCAACUUUAAAUAAUCAUACAGUCAUAUAAAGCUUGCCUCAUUUCCAUUA